Molecule: messenger RNA, 1821 nt
Organism: Pseudo-nitzschia multistriata
Lineage: Eukaryota; Bacillariophyta; Bacillariophyceae; Bacillariales; Bacillariaceae
Source: the annotation of a GenBank genome assembly
ACUCGCAACCAUGUUAGAAGGGGGGCUUCGAUACCGCACCGUACGUAUGAAAUCAGAAACCAAGCAAUCAUCGUAGAUCGCAACCUCUGGAGCUACACAAGAUUGCUUGUGAUAGCUAAAACAGAAUACAUUGUAUUGGGGAGUAGUUACAGUAAUAGCAGAUUUUGAACGAUGCCUACGGUAAAAGGAACUGCCUCUGUGGCCGAUUCUCGAGCAAGAACGAAGGCUUUGAGAAAAACACGGUUUCCGCGUAAUUAUCGUACAUCUGUCGAUAUUGAGAAGGUCAAUAAACCUGUUCUGACGCAAUGGAUAGAACAAAAGAUUGCGUCUAUACUCGGCUUCGACGAUGAGAUCGUUUCUUCUACAGCUAUAAACUUAUUCUUACCUUCUGACAAUUCUUGUGAUCCGAAAAGAGCACAUCUAGAUCUCGCAGGUACGUUACUUAGCCGACUGAUGUCGGUGAUUGAAUCGAGGCUCAAAGUUAACAAUUUUACAAUCGAAACUAACCCCUUUCUUGCAUUUAAUAAACAGGCUUUCUAGGGGACGAGACUGCUACAUUUUGUGGAGAAUUGUGGACCCUAAUGCUUGAAGCGCAGGCCAGUGCUUCCGGUAUUCCAAAAACCUUGCUGGAACAAAAAAAGAAGGAGAUGGCAGAGGAAUUGAGUAAGGGUAACGAACCGCAGCGACAACAGCUCGCACCAUACCAAAAUCAAUCUCUUGGGUCGUCUGGAAAACCAAGUAGAUUUAGUCGAUUUGCCCCAGAUAGAAGCAAUCCUAGCGGUCGCAGCUCAUUAGACAAACACGAAGACGCAACCAAUAAAAUCAAAUGCGAAACUCACAUUUCCAUCGAAGAGACAUCACAAGAACACACAAAUGGAAAAGAAAAAGGUAGUGGAAGGAGUCGAGUAGAAGAUGCCUAUGAAAAACAGAACAUGGACCAAUUUGGCCGUGUCUUGUCGACAGAAAGAUCACUGGAAGUGCAAAAACACACUUCUCGUAACCAACGUGACCGCAAUGGGUCUCGUACGUCUGAAUCAUCCCGACAUCGCAGAGAUAGGAGCCGGAGUCCUAGAAAAUACAAUGGAAGGGAGAGAGAGGCCUCAGAUCACAGACGGCGCUACGAUAAUAGGUACCACGGGACGGAUGGUGAUCGGAGACGUCCUCAAGAUAAGAGAUACCAUUCCAAUCAAUACGAUGAUCGCUCGGGCUAUCACGAUCAAUAUCACCGUCAGUAUAAUCACAGCUAUAAAAAUCAUCAUGAUCGGGAUCGCAGUCGGGAUCAGUAUCGUGACAGUCGAGAUUGUCGUCACGAGAUACAUGAAAUGGAAAACCUCGAACGGCGCCUUACCCGCCUGAGGAAGGAAUACUCGGGAUGGGAUAGAAACAGUGCAAAUCGAAGCACACACAGGAUCGAGGAUGAGAUGAACGAUAUUCAAGACAGACUGUAUGAGCUGGAACAACGCCGGCGUAGGUACGCUUCCUACCGCGAAGAUGAUCGUCGUCGCUGGAGCCACCGCGAUAGAUUCCCUAGCUACGAGUAUCAGCGAGAGGGACGACGCAAACGGAGCAGCAGCACAAAUUCGGAAAGUUCGCGGUCAGUGCAAAGUGAUGCUAACGACAACGUAGCAAAUGGUUCUUCCGAUGGAAGUAGCCGACGAAGCUACAGUCGAUCUCCCGAGAGAGCAAAAAAGAACAAGAAUAAAAGCAGUAAGAAACGGCAAAGACGUCGUCGAUCGAGGAGUCCAAGCAGCAGCAGCGAACGAUCUUAUCAAUCAUAGUCUUUUACAAACAACCCAAGUACAAUUAAUCCAGGGCAACUCA